Messenger RNA from Baudoinia panamericana UAMH 10762, 1362 nucleotides. RefSeq lists its product as uncharacterized. The record is from RefSeq and is a predicted model, not a curated record. Gene Ontology annotation, molecular function: hydrolase activity, acting on carbon-nitrogen (but not peptide) bonds. Bases 1 to 1362 code for a protein of 453 amino acids. Lineage: Eukaryota; Fungi; Ascomycota; Dothideomycetes; Mycosphaerellales; Teratosphaeriaceae. The transcript is spliced from 2 exons.
AUGGACCUUGUGCACGGUCUGCCCAAACUGCCGUUAGGAUCAUCAGCUUCAGCCACGCAUCUCGAUAAGCAGCCCAAAGACGAUGCAUUUUGCGUAACAGCGGACCUACUCAUACCAGGAUCUGGCGAGCCGUUAAGGAACGGAUUCAUUGUUGUCGAAGGCUCAAAGAUUACCAACGUUGGCUCUGCCGAAGACCUUCGCUCGCAGUAUUCCCAUCUACCUCAACACAAUGUCAAAGUUCUCAUGCCGGGCAUGUGGGACUGCCAUAUCCACUUCAUCGGAGCCAACAAAGUGUCCUGGGACGGACUACUGGAGGGCUACAAGAACGAAGCAUUAACCGGAGCUCGAGUGGCAAUUGAUCUGAUGCGUCUCUUGGACGCUGGUUUUACUUCAGUGCGCGAGAUGGGUGGGUAUGGGCUCCAGCUUAACCAAGCAGUACAAGAUGGUUCGAUUGCCGGCCCGAACAUAUACUCUGCAAAUAGCAUCAUAAGUCCUACCGGCGGCCAUGCCGAUCUUCAUCCCUUGCCCAAACCGUGGUACGACGACAUGUGUUCUCACGGCUCGAAGUUUGUGACCGCAGACGGCGUGGCUGAGUGCCUCAAAGCUGUCCGCAUGCAGCUACGUGCUGGCGCAAACGUGAUCAAAAUAUGCGGCUCUGGUGGCGUUGGCUCCGAGCUCGACAAUCCGGUCGAUCAGGAGUUUUCCGAAGAGGAGCUGCUCGCUAUGGUGCAGGAAGCCACUCGCGCCCAACGAUACGUGGGCGCUCACUGUCACGGCAAACCCGGUAUCAUGGCAUGUCUCAAGGCAGGCGUCAAAACCAUCGAGCACGGUAGCUACUUGGAUGCCGAAGCUGCAGAUCUCAUGAAGGAGAAGGAUGCCAUCCUUGUCGCUACACGCUGGAUUGUCGAGACCGGCCUGCAGUCGAAGGACUGGUUCUCACCGCGCGGUUACGCCAAGCUCGAAGUCGUGGCGAAAGCGCAAUGGCAAGCGAUGCAACUCGCCGUUCGGAAAGGUGUAAAGUGCGCUAUUGGUACGGACAACACUGGCACCCUCGCGCCGAACAACCCACUCAGCAAGCUCGUCCGGCAGGGUACAAAUGCGAAGGAGUUGUAUUAUCACGUCAAAGCUGGAAUGACCCCUCUACAAGCCAUAGAGGCAGCAACAGCCAACGGACCGCUAACGCUUGGACCUCAGGCUCCGAAGGCAGGGCAGUUGAAGCAGGGCUAUGAUGCAGACUUUAUUGCGCUCGACGAGAACCCGCUAAACGACAUCAGGGUGUUGAUCGGUCCAAGUCACGUCACGCAUGUGUGGAAGGGUGGCAAGUGCUACAAGAGUCCUGGGCGGCCUGUGAGCAGCUUCUAG